ACUCAAUCAGUUACCUUUUGCAAACUUUUCAUCGUGCAUAUAACUUAUCCUCGCUCCCUCUCUAUGUAUAGGUGCCUUCCUAUCCUGGGAGGAUCGUCAUCUGCAUGUCUUUGCUGAAGACAUUUUUGAAAGACUAUAUAUAUAUUCCCUCUCGUUAUUUCCGAAAUCAAAGAAUCCUUAAAAGAGAUUGUGCUCCUACAACGUUGAUUGUCAGAGGCAAGAAAAUGGCUAGCCGAUUGUGUUUCAAUAUUGGGUUCUUGAUUGUUGCAUCGGUGGGUUUGCUUCACGGCGCAUAUGCAGCUAAUACUUACACAGUUGGAGGUGAUUUGGGAUGGAUUGUUCCUCCGAACAACACUUACUAUGAGGAAUGGACCAGCCAGAGGACAUUUCAGAUAGGAGACACCUUCGUAUUCAACUGGACAACCGGAACACAUACCGCAACUGAAGUAAGUACCAAGGAGGAGUACGAUAAUUGCACAAAGAUGGGAAUGAUAUUGGCAUUUGCAGGAGUUAAAGUCACUUUCAAUGAAAAUGGUACGCACUACUUCCUCUGCUCUGAAGGAAAACACUGUGAGCAAGGCCAGAAGAUGAUAAUCAAAAUUGGAGAUGGCAUACCGCCAAGUUUUGCAGCUCCAUCUCUUACCGCGGCCGCCGCCUUAUCUGCUCUUUUCUUCUCCACCUUAGCCAUCUUCUUCUUAAACUAAAUCUAAAGACACCCCCCGUCAUGCAAGUUACCUUUUCUUAUCCAGUAGCUCUAGAAUUGGGUGAGCCCUAGAUAGCUUGUUGGGAAUAAAAAGAUGUGGGGAUAUAGAAUAAUCGAUGUGAUUCAUUUAAAUUGUUUAUGACAGUGUACCGAUUACAUUUGUUCGUUGUAAUAAAGUUGUCUUUGCAAUGGAA
Molecule: messenger RNA, 897 nt
Organism: Populus trichocarpa (black cottonwood)
Lineage: Eukaryota; Viridiplantae; Streptophyta; Magnoliopsida; Malpighiales; Salicaceae
Product: cucumber peeling cupredoxin
Exons: 3
Coding region: 105-704 (199 amino acids)
Cellular component (GO): plasma membrane
Molecular function (GO): electron transfer activity
Source: RefSeq, a predicted model, not a curated record